AUUGAUUUUCAGUUAGUCUAUGUCUAUGGUUGUGUUGUGAAGACGACCGACACGGCACGGUCUACAUGCCUAAUGCUAUUUCAUUGAUAAACUAAUAAUUACAUAUUAAAUUAUCCUCAAAUCACAAAAAAAUAUAAGAACAUUUUACAAUGAAGCAAAUUUGGCAGUGUUUGUUUUCACCGCGUCUAUACAAGGUGUACCGGGAUGGACCAAAAGACUCGGUGUACCAGCCCGUAGGAUACGAAAAAUGGGGCGACAAAAUAAUAAUAACAGCUCAUACACUAUUAAACAUUAGUUUAUAUACCUCGCCUUUUAUUUCCUUCUACAUAUACAAGCGAGGCUUCAUGUCGAUUGAUGAGGUAAAGUCAAUGGCUCGGAUCUUUGGUGGCCUUUCUUGUCUAAUAGCAUUCUCGUUCUUAAUCCGAGCUUAUGGAAGAUCCUUAAACCCCAAGUAUCUUCAGUUUGUGGACACCAUAAAACACGCUAUGACUGACAAACAAGCUUAUUUAACAGAGCUGAGGAAGUACGAUUUUGAUAUUAAAGCAUGGCCAGUUACUUUCACUGUGGCAAGCAAAGAGAGUAGUGCAAGUGAUCCAAUUAUAAAAAUGGAUCCAAUUGAUCAAGGGUUGAAAUGGUAUCAACACCACCCCUUCCGAUGUUGCUCCAACGCAGACCUUCGAUUCUACAAACGUGUCCCUCUUCAGAUCCUGGCGUUCUGCGCUGUGCAUACCUUCGGCCUGAGACUUAUUUACCCAGGAUCUUUGACCGUUGUCAACUCUCUGCUAUGGGCUGCCCUCUUACUAGGAAGGGCUGUGCUCGUAGAAAAAUAUGGUGGGAAGCGAGCCCGAAUCGGAACAGCAGAUGGCAACACUAUUGAUACAAUGUUUGUGGACAACCGCACUCGUUCCGUGAAGGGUAAGACCCUGGUUGUGUGCUGCGAAGGAAACUCUGGAUUCUAUGAAAUCGGGAUCAUGACUACGCCCAUAAAGUGUGGGUAUUCGGCAUUAGGAUGGAAUCACCCUGGAUUCGCUGGAAGCAGUGGCCUGCCGUAUCCAUCUCAGGAGCAUAAUGCGAUUGACGCAGUGAUGCAGUACGCUAUCAACGAGCUAGGCUUCCGUCCCGAGGACAUUGUGCUAUUGGGCUGGAGCAUCGGAGGAUACACCGCGACCUGGGCUGCUGUCAACUAUCCAAUCGGAGCCUUGGUCUUGGACGCUACUUUCGAUGAUCUUCUGCCACUCGCCCAGAACCAGAUGCCAUCGUCCUGGGCCCUACUUGUGAAGGAAGUAGUUCGCUCCUACGUGGAUCUGAACAUAGCUGAUCUGAUCACCAAGUACAAUGGACCUGUGAAAAUAAUCCGCCGCACUGAAGAUGAGAUUAUUAGCUUGCGGCAAGGUAUCCUUUCGACGAACCGCGGCAACAAUCUGCUGAUUAAGCUGUUGGACAAGAGACACCCUAAAGUUAUGGAGGAUCCCUACAUCCGUGUGGCUCUUAUUAAAUUGCUUGCCCUCAUGGAUCUUCAGCGCAACAUCGUCGAAAGGAACGAGAUUGAAGAAAGCGAGCGUCCACUGCUGCCUUUGAUUCAAAAGUACCUGCAUGACUACAGAUCAUCGCACUGCACCCCACUCCCUGAGAGUGAUUUCGUUGCGGUGAUGCAACGUCUUGAAGCUAUUAAACAAGAAUAGUGCUGUGCCUUACGAUAUAAUUGUAUCGUACCCAUCCAUGGUUCAUUUGCCUACAGCAACCGACGUGCGCCACGCUCCAUGUCCGUAUUAAUCGAUAUCGAUUAAAACGGACAUGAAAUCUAGAGCCCCUGUAAAGGUGAAGGACUCCUAUGUGAUUGUCUUCAAUGUGACUCAAAUUACUAGGUUUUUACUCCUUUACUUCCUUCCCGGUGGUUGCCAGUGCGGUUUACGAGCUUCGUUGGUGAUAAUAUUCAAAAUUAUACUAUGUAUUUUUUAUAUAUAUCGGUCUUUUGGAAGUCACAUUGUGUAAUUUCUAGUGAGGUAAGUAAGUGUAAUAAUUUGCUUUCGUUACAAACUGUAAAGCGAAUGCUGUGUUUAAUAUAAUUGUGUAUCGUAUUCGUUAUAGUUAUCUAGAUAAUUGACAAUGGCGUCCUCGAACGCAACCUAAGUUGAAGCUACUAUAUUUGGACUGAUGUUUAUCAUCUUGGUUGAAAAAAUAUUUGUGUAAAGGACUGUCGAGUUUGUAAUGAGAUAUGUACUUUAUAAUGACAGAUUGAGGCUCAAAUCAAAGAUAUUGUAGUUUCCAUGUAUUCCAAGACUCUUAGGGUCGUUGGAUUUUACUAGUUUGACUAAUAUUGCGUUGUUAAAAUAUAGGCAGAGGCUGCCUCUUUUUUUAAUCCAUAAUAGAUAAUGAUGAUGGGUAUAAUAAUAUAUUAAAUUUAUCGUAUUUAUACGUAACGGGCUACAUUCUAGAUCACACAUAAAAUUGUAAGUAAUUGUUGAUAGGAUAGGACUUCUCAUUUCACAAAAUGAUUAUAUUAUU
Messenger RNA from Spodoptera exigua (beet armyworm), 2505 nucleotides. NCBI's taxonomy places the organism in Eukaryota, Metazoa, Arthropoda, Insecta, Lepidoptera, Noctuidae. The record is from the annotation of a GenBank genome assembly.